Lemur catta (Ring-tailed lemur) is the source of this 752-nucleotide messenger RNA. RefSeq names its product basic salivary proline-rich protein 2-like. Bases 26 to 652 code for a protein of 208 amino acids. Lineage: Eukaryota; Metazoa; Chordata; Mammalia; Primates; Lemuridae. The record is from RefSeq and is a predicted model, not a curated record. The transcript is spliced from 4 exons.
GAGCAAACCCUGAGCGUCCUCCAAGAUGCUGCUGAUCCUGCUUUCAGUGGCCUUCCUGGCCCUGACCUCAGCCCAGAGCGGGAGUGAAGAUGUCCAGUCUGAAGAAUCUCCUGUCGUAGCAUCAGAUGGAGGAAAUGCUGAGAGCCCACAACAGGAACCCCAGGAACAACCUGCUGAGGAUGGAAACCAAGGGGAAGGCCAAGAGCAACAAGAUGGUCCUGGCAAACCUGAAGGACCACCCGGACAAGGAGGCAAUGAACAGGGUCCACCCCAAGGUGGACGACAACAAGGACCUCCCCAAGGGGGCCCACAACAAUUACUUUUCCAAGGGGGCCGACAACAACAAGGACCUCCCCAAGGGGGCCAACAACAAGGACCUCCCCAAGGGGGCUCACAACAAUUACUUUUCCAAGGGGGCCGACAACAACAAGGACCUCCCCAAGGUGGCCAACAACAAGGACCUCCCCAAGGGGGCCCACAACAAUUACUUUUCCAAGGGGGCCAACAACAACAAGGACCUCCCCAAGGCGGCCAACAACAAGGACCUCCCCAAGGGGGCCAACAACAAUUACUUUCCCAAGGUGGCCGACAACAAGGACCUCCCCAAGGUGGCCGACAACAAGGACCUCCCCAAGGCCAAGGACCCCAGUAAUCUACAAUUCAGGGACAGAGAGUGAAUAAGAAGAUAACAGUCUUUCAAGAAGCCGUGACAUUGGAAUAAUGUAAUCAUAACUAUCACUUCAAUAUACCAA